Molecule: messenger RNA, 516 nt
Organism: Dendronephthya gigantea
Lineage: Eukaryota; Metazoa; Cnidaria; Anthozoa; Malacalcyonacea; Nephtheidae
Product: ATP-dependent DNA helicase Q-like SIM
Exons: 3
Coding region: 1-516 (171 amino acids)
Biological process (GO): telomere maintenance; double-strand break repair via homologous recombination
Cellular component (GO): chromosome; nucleus; cytoplasm
Molecular function (GO): four-way junction helicase activity; 3'-5' DNA helicase activity
Source: RefSeq, a predicted model, not a curated record
AUGAAGCAAGGAUGUAUCAUUGUUGUUGUCUGCCCGCUGAAAAGUAUAUCCAGCGAUCAAAUCAAGGAAGCCAUAUCUAUGGGAAUUACAGCCACCUCUUUAUCCGAAUCUCUUGAAGAUGUUGCUAAUGGGAAGUUCCAGCUUGUAUUUGCGUCAGCCGAGGAAGUUUUAGACAAAGAGUUUACCAAAGUUUUGAAGUGCAAGAGUAAGCUCCUUCACAAGAACCUUGCAGCUUUAGUCGUAGAUGAAUGCCACACGGUCAAAACUUGGACUGGCAAGAGAUCAACGACAAAGUGGAAAAAAAGUAUCGCAGCUUUCCGUGCAAGCUUUGGGAAACUAGCAGUUCUUCAUUCUUUGUGUAAACAAGGCACUCCAGUUGCUGCACUUACUGGCACUGCAGAUGAAAAAACAAGAUCCACUGUUAAAGAAACAUUGGCAUUGAAGAAAGACUUUUUGACUGUUUAUGUGAGUCCUAAUCGGACAAACCUCACAUUCUCAGUACAGAAAGUGAACUAG